Cucurbita moschata (crookneck pumpkin) is the source of this 4031-nucleotide messenger RNA. RefSeq lists its product as uncharacterized. The transcript has 10 exons. Lineage: Eukaryota; Viridiplantae; Streptophyta; Magnoliopsida; Cucurbitales; Cucurbitaceae. The record is from RefSeq and is a predicted model, not a curated record. Bases 710 to 3898 code for a protein of 1062 amino acids.
CGAUUCCAAUCUGCAAGAAGUUCAUGCCCAUGGGGGUUCAUUUUUGAAUAAUUUGUGUUUUGGAUCCAGGUGUUUCUUGUAUUGUUUUUCCGCUAUAUGUUCGAAAACCCUAGUUUCAUUUUGGAGCUCUUGGAUUGAACAAAACCCUAGCAUUUGUUCUGGUGCAACAUCUACGAUCACGGGUUAUAACGAGACUUUAGUCUGUUUUGGAUGGAUCAUGCGGGAAAUGGAUUUAUGAUUCGUGGAAAGCGCGAUUCUACGCAUUAGUCUGUUUUAUGUGGUUGCGAUUAUAUUGAAACAAGUGGUAAACGGGAGUUGGAGAUUAAUAAAUUCUUGCGGAGGGAGCUUGGAUUAAUGGAGUUUCACUUUUUGAUGGAUUUUGAUGCGCAUUCAGCUGGAUCAAACAUGAGAAUGCCUCUGAGUUUGCGUUUUUAAUUCUGUCCGACUUGAAUUAGGCUCGAUUGAAAUAACAAAUUCGAGGACAAGGUGACGGAGAGAAGUUUUAGCAUGUUUCGUGCAUUAAAUCAAAUUGUUCUCUCUAAAGAAUGAGCCGGUAUAUCAUUCAAUAAGCGUAGAAUUAGCGGCAAUCUUCGGCGGCUUUGUUUGUUAAGCUCUCGCUAUUGUUUAGUAAACUGGUUCUGGUGCUGUUGAAGACUUUUGCAUAUUGAUCGAUUGCAGUGGUAAACUUGUUUAGAUUAAGCAUAGGAUCAUGAGCCUCAAGAAGGAUGAUUCGAACGCACACGAUCAGACUGCUACAGUACAGCAUGAUUUACGAAAGAAACCAAAGUUUUCUUACACGAGAGAUUUCCUGUUGUCCCUCAGCGAUUUGAAUGUCUGCAAAAAGUUGCCGAGCGGUUUUGACCAAUCAAUUAUUGCUGAAUUUCAAGAAGCUUCCUAUGAUAAGCAAAGAGUUUCUGGAGGUUUGUCUUUUAGUAGUUUUAGGUGCAAUGAGUAUGGUUCAUCACCACCCAGUAGGGCAGAAACGGGUAAUUAUUCUCGUCGCAUACAUGGAAAGAGGGACGUUCAUACUUCUGGACGAAGUGAUAAGGAUAGUGACUCACAAUCCGAUAGGGAUUCAGUGGAUUCUGGGUGGCGAUAUGGCGACCAUUCUAGGAGGUCUUCGCAGGGUCCUGAACAUGAUGGACUUCUUGGUAGUGGUUCCUUUCCUAGACCAUCUGGAUAUGCAACAGCAUUUUCGGGACCAAAGGUUCGAGCAAAUGAUCAGUACCAGCUCAACAGAAGCAAUGAGCCAUAUCAUCCACCUCGCCCUUACAAGGCCGUAGCCCAUCAAAGAGGGAAUACUAAUGAUUCGUACAAUCACGAAACUUUUGGUUCUUCCGAGUACACAAGUGACAAUAGGGUUGAAGAGGAAAAAAAGAGAAGAGCUUCAUUUGAGUCAAUGAGGAAAGAACAACAUAGGGCAUUUCAUGAAAGUCACAAAUCAAAUCCUGUGAAGAAGAGAGAUGAGUUUGACAUCCUAAUGCAGCAGGAUGAGUCAAAGGAUGACGAGAAAUUACUGAAUACAAACAGUGGUUUCGAUGAAUCUAUCUCUUUACAAACUUCAAAGAAUGAUCGAGAAAAAUCUUUUCCAUCUCAGGCAACUGUAUCUAGGCCACUUGUGCCUCCUGGAUUCACAAGCACUGUAUUGGAGAAAAACUCAGGAAUGAAAUCUUCAGUUAAUUCUCAUUUGCUCGAGGGUAAGGAUGAUGUUGACAAGUGUCUGCAAACCAAAGAAGAGCAAUUGCUUAAUGGGAUCUCUGAAAAUUUAGAGGAAAAAGGUUCAUCAGAGCAAGUGGGUCGCCCUGAACAAUCUGGAAAAAUGAACAUUAAUGCUCUGACUAACAACAAUAGUGAAAGGAUUAUUGAUCCGUUUUCAGUUGUAGACAUGUCUAAUAAAACAACUAGAAAAGAUGUUCAAUCGCGUGAAAAUUCUUUGGACGUUUUUGAAGCUUCUGAGAACAGUGCAGUUGUUGAUUGUAAGACUGAUAAGGUGCCUGCGAAUCCAGCCUUUGGUGAACCAAGUCAAGUUCAUUCAUCUUCAAUCUUAGAAAAACUUUUUGGCAGUGCCAUAAAGUUAGAUGGUGGUGCCACUAAUUUUAUUGAGCAGCAUGACAAUGUGGUGGACGAUGCGUGUAGCCCUCAAAAUGCUCAAUCUUCUAAAUUUGCUCAUUGGUUUUUGCAUAACGAUAGGAAACAGGAGGAUGACCUUUCACCUAAAAGGUCAAUUGACUUGCUUUCUAUGAUUGUAGGUGGAGAAAAGGGUGGAUAUGAUGUAUCCGACGCCAAGCAUUCUGAGCAAUCUCUGCCUACAGUUGCCUUUCAUGGUUAUGAAUCUGCAGAAAGUUAUAUCACAUCAAGUGCAACAACUUCCAAUGUUGCAAAGACUGAGCCGUUUUUUAAUAAGAGUAAGCCAGAGGGUGUUUCUGCAAUCCUUACCUGUGAAGCCGUUGAACAGUCACUGCUGUCAAAAAUCGGCGAAAAUGACUCAGCUUUGCAGCUGUCUGAUCAAAGAUGGAGUCAUUCUGAUGCAUUUGUGAAACAUCCAACUGUCAAAAGUGGUGAUCAUGCGUCACAGCAUCUUCUCUCAUUGUUACAGAAGGGUUCGAGUUCAUUGAUUGCAGAAUAUGGUGAUGAUGGUGUAAAUAUAGCCACUGCAUUUCACAAUAAAAAGGAGGAAAGUACCCACAAUAUUUCAAAUCCAGGGAAGACAUUAACUCUUGAAACACUUUUUGGGUCUGCCUUUAUGCAGGAGCUUCAAUCCGUUGGAGCUCCAGUUUCAGCACAAAGGGGUUCAUCAGGUUCUGUCAUAAGCGAUGCUUCGGAUUCUCAUGGUCCAAUCACAGAUGAUGGUCUCUUGUCCAACAAUGAAAUUCGGUCCAGUAUGAUUAAUCACGAUCAUAGUGAUGAAAGACAGCAAAACCAACCAGAUAUGGUUUGUGGGCAUCGGUUAAAUCUGAAUGGCCCUCGACCUGAAUCGGAUUCUUCUCAUCCCCAUGCAAAGUUAGGACAUAAGAUUGGCAGACCAGCCGAGAUGCCCUUUCCUGAAGAGGAUAGUUUAAUCAUAAGCGAUUCUAUGAAUUUUCAAAAUCUCAUUUCUAUUGGGAAUUCUGCCAAACCUCAUCCACUGUUCUCACACAACACACAAGACAAUAAUGCUGCAAUGUUUAACCCUGCCUUCAAAGAUGAAAGGCAAAGUAUGGGAGGUCUGGAAGGGCUACCUUUUUCAGCCAACCCCUAUGAUAGGAGGGAGGCCGAACUGCCACAUCUGAAAGCUCCUGUUCAUUCCUCCUUUUCCCAGCUUCUUCCCCCACAAACGAAUAAUGGCAAGUUGUUUCAUCAAUUUGAAUCUCAUCCUCCUAACAUGAACCCUCGGGGAGAUUUAAUGUUGCCAGAAGGAAUGAUUCAUCACGACUCCCCAUCUAAUCAUCAAUUUUUGGCAAAUAUGCUUCGACCUCCUACCGGUGGAUUAUCUGGAUUUGAUCAUUCAAUUCACCACCCGAUGAUGCAGCAGAUUCAAACUUCAGCCAAUCUUCUACCACAGCAUCUACUACAAGGGUUAGCUAGAGGUGUAGCUCCGCCUUUGAUAAACAGAAGUGUACCUCUACAUCCUCACUCUGUCAGAGAUAGUGCAGCACCUCCACAACCCAACCAUCAGGUUGCUGGUUUACUGCAGGAACUCAAUUCAAUCCAAGGGUUUCAUAUUGGUCAGCAUGUGCCUAACAUUGGCGGUCCCAGAAUACCCUCGCCAGCUCCUGGUAACCAACCAGACGCAAUUCAGAGGCUUAUCCAAAUGGGACAGAGAGCAAAUUCGAAGCAAAUUCAUCCUUUUUCUGCCAGUGGUGGCCAUGGUCAGGGGAUGUAUGGUCACGAGUUGAACAUGGGUUAUGGGUACAGGUAAUUGUAACACUGUACUUCGAGCAUACUUGUUUAAAUCCUCAAUUCCUUGAUAGAAAAUGGAUACCAUUUGCUCAUCUUACUAGGACUGAGUGAGAAAUAUAAGUAAAGAAUCCUUCUUGCGGCUGUUUUGUUGA